AUGACCGGACAACGAAUCUUCAUGACUGGCGCCUCCGGCUACAUUGGCAGUGUAGUUGCGCAACAAGCCAUCCAGCAAGGCUACAAUGUCUGCGCCCUAUCACGGACCGAAAGAAGCGACGAAAAGAUUCGAAACCUAGGCGCCACCCCAGUACGCGGCGGCUUACAAUCCUACGCUGUUUUGCUGGAGCAGAGUGCCCAGGCCGAUAUCGUUUUCCAUCUAGCAGACGCAUGGGCAGGCAAUUUCGGCAAAAUGGAAUACGACGAAGUUGUGCGCAUCGACGUAGGUGCUGUGGAUGCCAUAGGCGAGGGCCUGAAGGGGACAUCAAAACCCCUAGUGAUCACGUCAGGAACCCUGGUGGUUGCUGCGCAUCCCGAUGGUCUGGAAACAGACGAGGAGUCAGCAAUUUCGGAGAAGCCGUUAAAUGAUCGCAUCAAGUCCGAGCAGCACGCGCUGGGACUCUGUAGCCAGGGUAUCAAUGUCAGCGCCAUUCGGCUGCCGCCGUGGGUCUACGGCCACGGAGGCAGUGGGGUUCGUCUCUUUAUGGCCAUGUUCACAGACAUGAAGGAGGUAUUCUACGUCGACCAGGGGUCAGCGCCUACCUCGGUGGUGCAUGUCGAUGACGCCGCCCAGUUGUACUUGCUGGCGGCAAAGAAAGCCCAGCCUGGGGAUAUAUUCAACGCAGUAUCCUCCAACACCGUGACGGCCCGGGAACUGGCUACAGCCAUUGCUCAUACUGCCUGUCUGCCGCUGCAACCGCUUUCAUUUGAUGAAGCCACCAGCCGGGUGGGAGAGUUCAUGGCGAGCUUCCUCAGUGUGGAGAAUCGCGCGUCGGGCAAGAAAGCAAGGGAAACGCUCGGAUGGGAACCACGGGGGCCGACUGUUAUGAAUGACAUCAAAAACGGAUCAUACUCAAAGCGAUAG
Penicillium arizonense is the source of this 924-nucleotide messenger RNA. RefSeq lists its product as uncharacterized. The transcript has a single exon. Bases 1 to 924 code for a protein of 307 amino acids. Lineage: Eukaryota; Fungi; Ascomycota; Eurotiomycetes; Eurotiales; Aspergillaceae. The record is from RefSeq and is a predicted model, not a curated record.